AUGCCUUUGGAAAAUCAAGACGAUAAAAGAAGCUGGUACUUCAGGCAUGCGCUCAUUAAUCUCAUUUACAUCUCACUUUGGUACACGUUCGCAUUCAGCCUGUCUGUCUACAACAAGUGGAUCUUCUCCGUCAGCCAGUCCAGCUUCCCUUUCCCGCUAUUCAUGACCAGCUGGCACAUGCUCAUGCAGUGGAUCCUCUCCUUUAUCGGUCUGAAGAUAUUCCCCGCACUUAAAACGAACGAACCUAUGACACUAUUAGAUUAUAGCAAGAGAAUUAUACCUUGCGCUCUAGCUACAGCUUUAGACAUUGGCUUAAGCAACUUAUCACUUAAGUCGAUCACUCUCACUUUCUACACGAUGUGCAAGUCCUCUUCACUCAUCUGGGUCCUUUUCUUCGCUUUCCUGUUCAAAUUGGAGAGACCAUCGCUAUCAAUGGCUGUGAUUAUCGUCAUUAUAGCUAUCGGUGUGGUGUUGAUGGUCAGCGCUGAAACUUCUUUCGUCCUUUCUGGCGCUAUUCAAGUCAUGUCCGCUACAGCCGCGGGUGGUUUGCGUUGGUCUCUCACUCAAAUCCUUCUUCAGAAACAGAAGUAUGGACUGAAGAAUCCUCUCAUCAUUCUUUAUUUCCUCGCGCCUGUCAUGUUCGCAUGUCUAAUUCUACUCAGCGUCAUAUUUGAGAGUUGGUGGGAUAUCUUCCACAGUGAUUACUUCCAAUUUGGUGCACUCCACUCACUAAAAUCCUGCUUGAUGAUCAUCUCACCUGGUUUUCUCGCUUUCGGUAUGGUGCUAUCCGAGUUCAAGCUGAUAGAGCGCUCAUCUAUCAUCACCAUGUCUAUCGCAGGAAUAUUUAAGGAGCUUCUCACAAUAUUCAUUAGCUCGGCUAUUUUUGGUGACACUCUAACCCCAAUAAACGUGACAGGAAUGUGUAUCACUAUUUUGGGUAUUUGUGUCUACAACUACAUCAAAUACAAACAAGUCACAAGCUCCAACCAGCCAAUCGAUCCAUCGACAGGCAGAGUGAUGGAGUAUGACGAGCUAAACAUGCGCGAUCAAGCCGUAGAGAGUGGCUCGAAUGACGCUAUAUUCGAUAUAGGCGAGGCAGAUGAUGAUGACGAACGGGAGAGGUUGACCAGUACGCAGCAUAAAGCAUCAAAUUAA
Messenger RNA from Wallemia ichthyophaga EXF-994, 1155 nucleotides. RefSeq lists its product as uncharacterized. Lineage: Eukaryota; Fungi; Basidiomycota; Wallemiomycetes; Wallemiales; Wallemiaceae. Gene Ontology annotation, molecular function: antiporter activity. Gene Ontology annotation, biological process: UDP-glucose transmembrane transport. The record is from RefSeq and is a predicted model, not a curated record. The coding region runs from base 1 to 1155 and encodes 384 amino acids. Gene Ontology annotation, cellular component: Golgi apparatus; cis-Golgi network; endoplasmic reticulum-Golgi intermediate compartment. The transcript is spliced from 2 exons.